Messenger RNA from Paramecium sonneborni, 1083 nucleotides. Lineage: Eukaryota; Ciliophora; Oligohymenophorea; Peniculida; Parameciidae. The record is from the annotation of a GenBank genome assembly.
AUGAAACAAAUAAAGCCAGCCCCUUCAAUUCCAAGUAAAAUCAAAGGAAAAGAACUCAUUUUAAAAUCAUAGAAUAUUUAAAAAAUUAAAUAAUACGAAUUCGAUCAUUUUUUAGAUUAAGUUAAUAAACCAAAAAGAAUAGAUAAAUUUAGUGAAUAAAUUCCUCCUUUACCUUGCUAAUUUAAACAGAAAUAAGUAAAAGAAAUAAUAACUCUUCCUGAAUUUAUUUAAAUGGAAAAUCCUCCUCCUUUUGGAGGUGCAUAAGCUGUUAAUGAUAAAGAUGAUGUANUUUUUAAUUUGUUAAACUCAAGAAAAUAUUUGAUAGUUCAGUAUUAUUAGGAGAAUUAAUUAAAACUGAAUACUUAAUAAAUUCUGAUUCAUUAAAAUACAUUAAUUAAACAGAAAUUAUAUCUUAAUUUUUUAAUUAUACUGAUUAGUUGUUACCAAUUAUCAAUGAUAUAAUUGAUGAAGUUAUGGAAAAUGAUAUUUUUAAUACAUCAACAUAAAAUAUUAUUAUGACAGCGUUGUAAGGAAAUCUAUGUGAAAAUUUUCCUAAAUUUUAUUAUUUUUGUAAUAUUUCCUCCGAUUUAACCUACAGUGAAAAAGAUAUUACUUAUAUGUAUUUAACUUAGGGAAUUAGUGGGAUGAUGUAAAAAUAUUAAAAUUUAUUACAGAGUGAAUUUUCAUAUGAAAGAGACUCUCUCUAAUAUGAAACAGAUAUAACACUAUUAUAAGAAUAUUUAGAUUCAUAAACUCAUUAAAAUAUAUUUGUUCAAUAUUUUUAUGAUAUGGAAUACUUAGUCUAUACUAGUUUCAAUUAUUUUUAUGAAUAAACUAUGACAAUAGGCUAAGAAGUAAAAGAUAAAUUAAGUAAUUUCUUCUUAUACUCAGGAUUAAUGUACGAUUUCAUAUAUAAAUUUUAGAUCAUUGGCUAUAAUAAGCGUAGAAUUUCUAAUAUGGUAUUAUAUAGAAGAUUAAGAAUUUAGUUAAUUGAAAUUAAUAAUUACACUUCUUCCAUAAUCUUUACUAAAAAACAAAAACAUUAAUAGAUUGGUUGUGAGAACUUUUACUUAAAUUUAUUGA